Molecule: messenger RNA, 1059 nt
Organism: Phytophthora sojae
Lineage: Eukaryota; Oomycota; Peronosporomycetes; Peronosporales; Peronosporaceae
Exons: 1
Coding region: 1-1059 (352 amino acids)
Molecular function (GO): catalytic activity
Source: RefSeq, a predicted model, not a curated record
AUGGUCUCUCUCAUCUCCUCGGUGACGGCUGCUGCCUUCGCUGCUGCUGCUAGUUUCCUUGCAAUCUCGGCCGACGCCGCCUUUGCGGCAUGCGCUACUGCCCCUAGCAGCCCUGGUGAUCGUCGCCCCAACAAGUCGCAGCUGAAGGUGGCUACGUUCAACGCCGAGUUCCUGUUCCUCGGAACUGAGACCCACACGCUCGUAUGUCCCGGAGAGGAUUGCAGCUGGACCACGGCCGCCCAAGCUCAAAGCCACGUGAAGCAGGUCGCAACUGUAGUCAAGGCACUGAACGCUGACAUCCUCCAGCUCAAUGAAGUGGAAGACUGCACGGUGCUGGAAGCGGUGAUCACUCAACUUAAGACCCUGGGAGAUUCCACCUACGUGGGCUACCUCGUGCGCGGCACUGACACGUCUACGGGGCAGAACGCGGCUCUGUUGACACGCGUGGAUCCUGUUGUUGACCUGAAACGCUCAACAGCUACAGCUUCGAUCCCCGUGUCCGGAUCAACGUGUCCGAGCGCAAGCGGCUUCUCCAGCACCAAGGGCGUGUCGAAGCACUUUUACACCACCUUCAACGUGUCGGGGUUCUCGAAGCCGAUCACGUUGGUAGGCGCCCACUUACUUGCCAACCCAGAGAACAAGGCCCGGUGCUAUGAACGUGAAGCCCAGGCCACGGUGCUCGCUGGUCUAGCCAGCGCUGCUGUCAGCCAGGGAAACCACGCCAUUAUCACGGGGGACAUGAACGAUUGGUCUUACACGGUGCCUGACAAGAACAGCAACAAACCCAUCAGUGCUGUGCUCAGCAUCUUGACCGGCAGCAACUUCGUCCAAGUGGCCAGCAAGGUUUCGCAGUCUGAUCGCUACUCGCAGUGGUACGACGAAGACAACGACUGCGUCUACGAGACGACUGAAGUGAGCAGCCUGGACCACAUUUUGGUCUCCAAAUCGCUUUCGUCAGCGAUUUCCAGUGUCUCGUUCAACCACGACUUGUACACCACCUCGUGCAGCGGAUACAACAGCGACCACUACCCCGUGUCCAUGGUCCUCAACAAGAUCUAA